AUGCUAUUAUCACCUGAGCAGUUCUCGCGACUCAGCGAAUACGCGGCUUGUAAGAAUGACAUAACACCUGCGAAAACAUAACGAACGACGCGUUUCAGACUCUCGCAGGAAGCUGAAGGAUAUGCUGAGCGACUUUCAGCAGGACGGAAAGUUCUAUUCGUACCUGUCCGUCGAUGGGCAAGUAAGUCUAAUCGUGUUCUUUUUCGGAGCAAAACUCAGGCGGAGGAAGUUAUUCCGGCGGACCGCCGAGUUCAUUUUCCGUCGGCUAACCCAAUUGUCUCUCCGUUUCUCCCCGCCCGCUCGCUCGCACGGUGUUUUUUGUGUCCCCGAAGUCUUUCGUAUUCGUCGUCCGGUCUGACGUGCAGCGCCCGUAUCAAAAUUGAAGUAGCGGAAAUUGAUGCGUUUUCUGUUUGUGGCGCGCGCUGAAAAAUGAUGAGGUGACAUGCGAUAGGAAGGAGAAAACGUGAAGGAGGAGAAGCGCUAAAGGAGAGCCAAACGAGGGCUCCGUCGCAACUCCUCUGCAGAUUCAUUAGCAAUUGGCUAGUGUUUAUCAAGUGGCCUUUCUCUGCAAGCGACGCGCUUCGUUUUCUAUCAUCAUGGAAUGCACGAUUGAAUGCAUUUCAGAAAGAUAAUUGGCAAUUGUUUCAGACUAUAAAUAUCGAUGGGUUUCGUGCUUUUCUCAUCGACUAUUUCGGGGCGGAUCUUCCUAGUGAUCUCGUUGAUCAGUUGUUUCUUUCUUUCUCGAAGCCGCCCAUCAAAGAGCGACGCACUAGUCUGUUCGAGGAUGCGAUUUCGACUGUCAAGGCAAAAUUCACUGAGUCGCUCUCCGGGAGAAUGGCCGGAUUGUCGAUUGCAAGUGGAUCGGGACAGCAGACGGACCGGAGUCAAAGCAGUGAACCACAGGCUCUUGUGUGCAUUCCUGAAGACGGUUGCUGCCCAAAAAAGAAUUUAUUAUAACAUAAAUUCGUUUCAGAUGUGAUGGGUCCGAAGCCAGCGAGCAGUGGAUCUCAAGAACCACGAAUCCCAUUGAAACCACUCAUUUGCACCCUUUCUCUUCUGGAGGCAGACACGCCCGAGAACAAGUUGGAUGGUAAGGUCAUCUUGAAGGAUAAAAUAUAACGAAUUCCCUUUGCAGUGGUCUUUCACAUCUAUGAUUCCGAUGCCAACGGUUUCUUGGACAAAUCUGAAAUUGACGGAAUUAUUGAGCAAAUGAUGAAUGUGGCGAGAUACCAACAAUGGGAUACAAUUGAGUUGGAGCAGGUGAGAAAAGAAAAGAACGGCGAAAACAGAGUUUGUUUUCAGAUUAUCCGUCAAAUGAUGGUUGAUAUUGACUAUGACAACGAUGGAAUUGUAUCGUUUGACGAAUGGAGGAGAGGAGGACUCACAAACAUCCCACUGCUUGUUCUUUUGGGAUUUGACACUGUGAGUCACUUCUUAAAGGACCAGGGAACCCAAAAAUUUUUUGAGUUUUUUGUGAAAUGUUUUUGUGACUGUUUGAAUUGUCUCUUAUUGCCUCAUACACUGGUGAAAUGCUGCCUCUCAAAAAUGCCAAUGAACGAAACGGCAUGCAGUUGAAGUUGUGGCCGUGGCUUAGCGCCAAUGGCCGAAAAAUAUAUAAAAAUAUAUGCGCUUCUCGGCCAUUUUAUUUUUUCCGCUUUUUUACCGGUUUUUUUCCAAAAAUUCUCGGUUUCUGUCAUUUUUCAGUUGAUUGACAUUAGUUCGGCGCUUACUUAUUUUUUCACUGCUAAAAAAUUGUAUUCAUUCAAUCGAUAUGAAGUGCCAAAAUGGGAGAAACCGUGAAUUUUUGGAAAAAAACCGGUAAAAAAGCGGAAAAAAUAAAAUGGCCGAGAAGCGCAUAUAUUUUUAUAUAUUUUUCGGCCAUUGGCGCUAGGCCACGGCCGCAACUUCAACUGCAUGCCGUUUCGUUCAUUGGCAUUUUUGAGAGGCAGCAUUUCACUAGUGUAUGAGGCAAUAAGAGACAAUUCAAACAGUCACAAAAAAAUUUCACAAAAAAAUCAAAAAAUUUUUGGGUUCCCUGGUCCUUUAAAGGGUCAAAGGCAACUGGCAUUCUGCAGGAAAUGAAAGAGGACGGUUCGCAUGUUUGGCGUCUCCGUCACUUCACAAAGCCCACGUAUUGCAAUGCGUGCUGCAGUAUUCUGGUUGGAUGGGGAGGCAAGCAGGGACUCAGUUGUUCAUGUGAGUCAUUCCGAAGAGCUGAGUUCAUCUAAAACCACUUUCAGUGUGCAAGUACACAGUCCAUGAACGGUGCGUCCGAUCAGCAGCUACGAACUGCAUCAGGACUUUCUCCAGUAGACAACAGGGUGCGUAGAAACAGUGUUCGAGUGAAACUUCUGAGCCUUUCAGACAAACUUUACCAUCAUUGGCAAGACGCGAAUGCAACGGCGAAAUGCGUGAAGUGUAGAACUACAGUGGGAGUAUUCCAAGGAAAAGGAUGCAGAUGGUGUCACAACUAUGUGAGCAUCCCCUCGUGAAUUCCAUCUUCCCCUUGCUUCCAGGUCCAUCACCGAUGCAUGUCUUCUCUCGCUCAAGAGUGUGAUCUCGGUGCUCUCGUUCAUCACAUUCUCCCGCCCACGCACAUCUUUCCCGCUUUUCUCGAACGGAAAACGUCGACCUCCGUGAAGAAUCACAACUUCGGAUCGCACAGUGCCAGUCUUCUGCAGGCGAUUUCUCCGAGCAAUGACUGUCGUCCUCUUCUUGUUCUUGUGAACCCGAAGAGCGGCGGGAAGCAAGGCGUGAAAAUACUCCAGAAGUUUGAAUAUCUUUUAAACCCGAGACAAGUGUAUGACCUGAGCAAAACAGGACCGGAGCCUGGAUUGCAACUGUUCUCCACACUCAAAAACUGUAAUAUACUCGUGUGCGGAGGAGAUGGAACAAUCGGAUGGGUGCUCGAGUCAAUGGAUAAGAUGACGUUCCCUAAUGGCAGACCUCCAGUCGCCGUGCUUCCUUUGGGAACUGGCAAUGAUCUGGCAAGAUGUCUCCGAUGGGGCGGAGGCUACGAGAACGAGAACUUGCACAAGAUACUCGAGCAAAUCGAGAAGUCCAGCCUCAUCGACAUGGAUCGCUGGCAGAUCAAGAUUGAGAUCACGGAGAAUAAGAAUAACAGAAGAGCAAGCGAGAAAGGUGAUACUCCUCCCUACAGUAUCAUCAACAAUUAUUUCUCUAUCGGAGUGGUGAGUUUCUUCCUGAAGUAUCUGAUUACCCUUUCGUGAUUGCAGGAUGCCUCGAUUGCCCAUCGAUUCCACGUCAUGAGGGAGAAGUUUCCAGAAAAGUUCAACAGCCGAAUGAGGAAUAAAUUGUGGUACUUUGAGUUGGGAACGAGUGAAACUCUUUCAAGUUCAUGCAAAAACCUUCACGAGCAGAUUGAUAUUCUGGUUAGGGGAACAUUUGAGUGUAACAUUUAUAUGCGAGUAACUUUAGUGUGACGGCGAAUCCAUUGAUCUUGGCCAAGACGCGUCGCUCGAAGGAAUUGCACUUCUGAAUAUUCCGUCCAUUUACGGAGGCUCGAAUCUUUGGGGCAGAAGCCGGAAAUCAAAAGGAAGAAUGCCCGGUCUGUUUCCGAUUAAAAACACGGAGAAAAUGCAACUGCAGACAAGAGUGCAGGACAUUGGAGACGGGCUGAUCGAGGUGAGAACGUUUCCGGAUUCUCGUGGUCACUUAUUCUCAUUCCAGUUGGUCGGAUUGGAGUCUGCCAUGCAAAUGGGGCAGAUAAAAGCGGGCGUCCGGGGAGCGAGACGUCUUUCGCAGUGCUCCACCGUCGUCAUUCAGUGAGUGCUCCGUAAUGAGCACCAAUGCAAUUCAUAUUUCAUUUCCAGAACCCACAAGUCUUUUCCAAUGCAAAUUGACGGGGAACCGUGGAUGCAACCUCCGUGCAUCAUCCAGAUAACGCAUAAAAACCAGGCGAAAAUGCUAGUUGGUGAGUGUUUUCUGCCUUUUUUAUCAUUCUCAUCGAAUGUUUCUCAGCUUCAGCUCCUCGCAAACGCAGCUCUUGGAUGCUCCUGAAACGUCAGUCGACGAACGACGAUUGA
Molecule: messenger RNA, 4046 nt
Organism: Caenorhabditis sp. 36 PRJEB53466
Lineage: Eukaryota; Metazoa; Nematoda; Chromadorea; Rhabditida; Rhabditidae
Source: the annotation of a GenBank genome assembly